Messenger RNA from Mucor mucedo, 2664 nucleotides. RefSeq lists its product as uncharacterized. Gene Ontology annotation, molecular function: DNA-binding transcription activator activity, RNA polymerase II-specific; RNA polymerase II cis-regulatory region sequence-specific DNA binding. The record is from RefSeq and is a predicted model, not a curated record. Gene Ontology annotation, cellular component: nucleus. The coding region runs from base 1 to 2664 and encodes 887 amino acids. NCBI's taxonomy places the organism in Eukaryota, Fungi, Mucoromycota, Mucoromycetes, Mucorales, Mucoraceae. The transcript has 3 exons. Gene Ontology annotation, biological process: regulation of transcription by RNA polymerase II.
AUGAAUUUUCACUCGUUUGAUAAGAUGGGUUGGAAUAAUCAAGAUUUAGUGAUGAAUGCUAGUGGAAACUCACUUCCAUCUUCGUGGUCUUCUUCCAGUAGUUCUGAUCCGAACCCGAUGAUUCAUCGACGUGCCAUGUCACUACGACUCGAUAACUUGCCUAUUCAACAGCACAUGGAUAUGCAUCACCGUGCUUCAAUCUCCACUGCUUCACCCACCACACCCGCCUUCUUUUCUCCCAGCUUCCUGGACGCAUUAAAGCAAGAUGAUGAUAUCAUGAUGGAUACUUCAUUUGAAAAUCAUCACGGUUUAACCGAUGAUCUCAUCCACAACUUUAUGAUGAACCAGCAGGAACAGUCAACAAUCACACCAUCUGUUAUCAACACGGGAGAAGUAAACAAUCUAACAAACUGGCUUUUAAAUGGUGAUUCGCCCAAUACCACUACUUCCUCUUCUUCUCCUCCUCUUGUCCAAACAAACUCCUCACCUAGUCCUCCUAUCCAAUCAUUCUUACAGCAUCCAUCGAUCCCGGAAGAGGAAGACGAAGAUAUGGAUUCUCACGAGAAACAACGUACCAGGUUGGAGAUCGCUUCUCGCAUGAUCCCACCCGUACCAAACAAUGCCAUCGCCAUAAAACCACUUGUUCAAAAAUAUCUUUCUACCUUUGAAAAUGAGCAAAAAGUCAUGAUUCAUACCAGUAAAGUAGCUCAAAAGAGUUAUGGCACAGAGAAACGAUUCUUGUGUCCACCACCUUCAACCUUACUUUCGGGCACGUCUUGGUGGACAAAGAACGGCAAUGUUCUACAUCCACCGAAUUUAGUAGUGCAAAUUUCUGGAGAAAAGACGAGCCAAAAUGGAGUGAUUGAAUGGUAUGAUACAACAACAGGUGCAUUACUGGAUAAUACCACUUCUACCAGUUUAGCCAGUCAUCAAAGUAACACAGCCAUGUCGGGAAAUUGUGUAUCCAAACAACUGCAUAUUAACGAUGCUGAUGAGAAGCGAAAAAGAGUGGAAGUCCUCGUCAAAAUUCAUUUGGCCAAUGGCAUCUAUCUGGGCACGUUACAUUCCAAAGGAAUCAAAGUUAUCAGUAAACCCUCCAAAAAGCGUCAAAGCGUCAAGAACAUGGAACUUUGCAUUCAUCAUGGCACAACCAUUUCCUUGUUUAACCGUAUACGCUCACAAACAGUCUCAACCAAGUAUCUGGGCGUUUCCAUUAAUGGCGCUGGCGGAACAGGAACAGAAGGAGGAGAUAAAAAUAGUACUUGCUUUGUGGCAAGAACCGGUUCUUGGGAUCCCUUUGUAAUUUGGAUUGUGGAUACAACGAGAGCACCUGAUUCUACAGCCAGCGCUAAUCGUCCACAACAACAAAAUCAUCAUCCCGAAAACCCACAUUUCCCUCCGGCACCAGCUAUUGCAUUACAGACCACGACAGGCCAAUCGCCUAUUGCACUUCACUAUAAUCAGGCCAUUGUAUUACAGUGUGUAUCUACCGGUUUAGUGAGUCCGGUCAUGGUGAUCCGUAAGGUGGAUAAAGGCAGUAUGAUUAUGGGAGGCAACCGUCUUGAUGAUUUGACUGGUUCCACUGGUGGAGAAUGUGGAGAUGAAGCGUUGGGGGAUCCAGUAUCCCAGUUACAUAAGAUUGCCUUUCAAAUCGUACAAGAUCCAUCCAUUGCGCAUAAGAACAAGUCUAAAAAUGCGCCUUUCAACCCACGCCCCAUGAACUCGAUGCAUAGUGAGUGGAAUUUACCUCAAACGAGUCAGGCCAUCACGUAUCUUGCUUGUUUAAGCGAUGUAGUAGGUAUGCAUAAAACCACUACCGGACGUCAAUUUGUUUCUUGUCGUCCUAUCCCACCAUCAUUGCAACAAAGUCCAAUGCUGGAUACGACAUGGUCUGAUUUUGAUAGUUACGAUAUUUUGUCUUCGGUGGUAUCGCAGCAAGAGAACGGAAAGAUCACACGAAAGCGUCGCGUUUCUUGCGAUGUGAAUUUGGCUAAACCCAUGUCAUUACCUAAAUACCCUACCUCAUCCACAUCCACCAACUCCAUUAACAAGAUCAAUAACCGAAGAAGAGUCAAUUCAUUGAAUGAUGGAUUAAUGCCUGUGAAGAUAGAAGCUGGCGGUGCGGGUCGUCGCAGUAGUAUUUCUUCACAACAGUUUCAAAAUGAUCGACGCGGUAGUAUGAGUUCAGAUGGAGGCAUCUAUCAGGUGAAUGGUGCUUGUUGGACCGAAGAUGUAUCCGAUGCAUCCGUGUGGACCAUUGUAGGUACGGACUGUGCCAGUUAUAAAUUCUGGACACCACCCACUUCUGCCCUUGCCGACUUCAGCGCACCCUUUCAUUCCAAUCUAGGGCAAGGAAACGCCAUCACCCCUUUCCCAUUGCUAAGCAGCCAACAGACGAUUCAUCAUAACAAGCAUACCCAAGUACUCAAUUUAGCAGGCGAAAAUUUUACAAGGGAGAUCACCGUAUGGUUUGGAGAUAUUAAGGCGCCUCGUACAGACUAUAAAUCACGAGAUGCUAUUUCUUGUACUGUACCUGAAAUUAGCGAAUUAACCAAGAGUCCUGCUUCCAUGUUGGAUGAGCAGACAAAGUUACAUAAAAUACCGAUCUUGUUUGUUCGUGCUGAUGGUGUCAUCUAUAACACGGAUGUAUUUUAUACUUUCUAA